CGUCAUUCAAGCGAUCUGGGCACAAUCGCGAGAAGGAAAAGGAAUUUUGUGGUAUUUUUGGGAUUGUUUUUGUACAUUUCUGGUAUUUUUAGAGUGUUAGGGUCUAACUAAUUCAUAAAGAUGGCUGAUGCUCCACCCCCGCCAUACCCUGGUUCAGAGAAUGAAAAAGGAGGGCCCCCUUUAGACCAGCAUCAAGCUCCUGUAUAUUACCCAGGAGGUUAUCCACCACAAGGUUAUCCACCACAACAGGGAGGCUACCCAGGCGGACCACCACCACAACAGGGAGGCUACCCCGGCGGACCACCGCCCCAACAGGGCUACCCAGCCCCGCAACAAGGAGGGUAUCCUGGAGGACCACCCCCACAGGGUUACCCCCAAGGAGGGCCACCACCUGCAACUUACCAGCCUCAAGGCUAUGCUGGUGGACAACCUGGGACGACAGUUGUUGUCGCGCAGCAGCCUACAGCGCAGGUCGUCGUGCAGCAGUUCCGUGAAACUUCGGUCCAAACAGUUUGCCCUCAUUGUCAGGCCAACAUUAUGACGGCAACGGUUUACGAGUCGGGAUCCAUGGCCUGGCUCAUUUGCUGCAUCCUCUUCUGGAUUGGAUGUGAUCUUGGAUGUUGCUUGAUCCCCUUCUGUGUUGAUGGAGCCAAGGAUGUGAUUCAUUCCUGCCCAAACUGUCACCAAACUAUAUCUCGCUGGAGCCGUUUAUAAGGUGGCCUAGCCGCGAGCGUUGAGAUGCUUCGAGUCGUCGUGGAAUCAAACACGGUUAUUUUGGAAAUGUAAUGAGUGAUUAUUUUACCGAAGAAAUAAUUUCUGGUAAAAACUACUACACAAAUCCUAGAUUGAUGAAAUAUGAUAUGAGAUAUUGAGUGCAAUUUUGGCAAUUUUGCACCUUGAUGGCAACAGUGGCAAUUUUGCACAUUAAAGGCACUGCUGAACAGGUGCAGUACAUCUGUAAUAAGCACUAAUGGCAAUGCAUUGGGUGUGCAAUGAAUACAUCUUUUGUGACCUUUGUACACCAGAUUUAAAUCAUUGUACACUAAGAUCUGAUAGAAUUGGCACUAGAAUACUUGAAAAUAAUGCAGUCAGUAAUCAAGAAAAUAUUCCAGUGUUUUAAAAAAUACACUAAUACACAUUUUGUUGCAAUUAAUCAUCAUCAUUAUUAUUGUACCAAUCAUCAAUUGAAGUCGUCUAGGAUUUGUCUACUGGUAUUGAGUUGACAAUAAUUUUUGAUGGAUAUAACCUUUUCACCCUCGCAUUCCUGACUGGACUCUUCCUUUGCACUAACUAGAAGAGUCCACACAGGGAAAUUUGGGGGAAAGGUUAAUAAUGAUACAAAUGGUGAUCUGAUUCAAGUGAUAUCUGAAAGACAUCUAGUUCAUAUUCCACAAUGUGAACAACAGUAUCUGUGUUUGUACAAAAAUUAGCAGGUGGGCGCAAGUGUUGUGACGUCGAUGCCACUUCGCUAGUGUUCAUACUAUCCAGUAUCAUCAAUAUCUCUCCGUGUGAAUUUAGAAACGAAAAAGAGUUGUUAGUAGGCUGGGGUUAGUUUGUGGCCUUUUGUUUGAUUUAUAAUAUAUUUGAUCCCCAGCAUCAUUCAGGCACGAGAGUCUUCAGGCUAUAGACUGAAUUUAGACUUUUAGUCAUAAUUACCUAAUGCAUAAUUCCAUUAGGUACUGUAAUUUCAGGCUUAAAAAGUGGUUUCAGGAUUUCAGGAUCUAAGUACUCUCGUGCCUGCAUCAUAACAUAUUAUGUACAGGCCAUUGUAAUCACUCUAAUGAAAUUUUGAUAUGUAUAGAAAUAGUUAUAAAAUACAUUGAUGACUAAAAGCAAGUGUUCACCCGUUUGAUACUUGUCGAUAUAUUGGUAGUGUACUGCAUGAUUCUUUUCUAAUGCCUGGAUAGGCUGUAUCAUAUAUGUUACUUACAGUGUAUUAACUCUCAAUUGUAGAACCUCUCUAUUAAGUACACCUUCGGGACUGACAAAUGCUGUCCUUAAUAGAGUGGUGUCCUGAUAUGAGAGGUCAAAUUGAAUGAAAACAACCAAUUUGGGUCCACAACCAGUGUCCUUAAUAGAGAGGUUGUCCUUGAUAGAGAGGUGUCCGCUAAGGGAGGUUCUACUGUAUAUGUCUAAUUGUACCCCGACUGAAAUUCAUAGGGGUUUAGGAAUAACGGCUGUAUACUUAUUCAAACUUAGAAGAGAAUUUCAAUCAUUUGUCUUCUUUUGAAAUUAGACAAUAAUUUCGCCUCUUCAAGUUCGAUGAAGGACCUCCCAUGCUUCAGCAUGUUCUGUGAAAGUGGUAUAACACUAUUGCGGCUGAAAGGCAAUAAACAAAGUUAUAUGAACUACGAACAAGUGUUGUCCUUAUUAGGAUAUGUCCUGAUUACAGAGGUCAAAUUGUAUUGUAUUAAAACGACAAAUUUGGGACAAAAAUCACUGUCCCUGCUGAAGAGGUUCUCCUGCUUAAACGGAGCUGUCCGCUAAGGGAAGUUUCCCUGAAAAUAUAAUAUCACCGAUUCCUCCACCAGACCUUCAUUGGGGAUGACAAGUCAUAAAACAUGAUAUUAGUAUGUUUGAAAAAAAUAUGAGGGCAUUAUUCAGUGUCACAGUCUUGGUAAUUGAUCAUUGAGUUGAUUUUUUCAUGAGGUUCUGAUAAAAAAAUCUAGGAUUUUUCAAAAGAAGUACGGAUUGCUUAUUGACAACUUUUCACCUGGUUGUAAUUCUUUUGUCAAAAGAUUGCAAUUAGAGAAAAAUGUGCUCAUUUAAAAAUAUUGGUCUUGUUGGUAUUGUACAUGCAUGUCUAUGAAUGUUGACAAAAUGUGCUUGAUGAGGCUUUUGUUUUGAUUUUCCAUGUAGUCUCAUUGGAGUGGAUUGUGUUUUCUCAUUCUGUUCAAGGCGUUGGUCACAGGAUAUCUAUAUUUGUCAUGGCCUAGUUUUGAUUGAGGUUUAAGUUUAAUGGCAGCUGUUUGCCGAGAGCCCUUUUAGAGUAGAAAUUAAAGACUGCUUGGGUAGAGGUUAGGAUACAGGGCACUCUUUGGUCCAGUUAAGCCUUUUAGGGGCAAAACCUUGGGCGAUGUUGAGUUUGUUUUCGUCCGUAAUUCUUUUUCUUCUCAGUUCCGUGACCUGGUGGCAGAGUUGGCAUGGACAUGUCCAGUUGACGGAGUGAUUGAGUGAGUGGCUUCCUUGAGCUAUAUUGAAACUGUGUUAUGUAUCAAGUUAUACUUGUAUAAAUGACCACACUGUACGGGUGAGUUGUAUAGUUACUUGAUUAGUUUGGAAGUUAAGGGAUCGAGAUUGUUCAUUAAUAACUUACUGAUUUCAUAAUUUUUUCCCCCAAAACAAAGAGCUUUGCGCAGCAAACUUACAUUUUUGAUAGGGGUGAUCUGAUCUUGCAAUUAAAAAAUUUUUUUAUUAGUUUCCGGUACACUAUUUUUUCUUAAAAUCGUUGUGGCUGGAACAAUCAUGAUUUUUGGUAAUCUUGUAAUAUAUUUUAUGCAUUUAGUUUUUUUAAAUCACCAAGAUUAGUCUCACAUGUGCUUGUACCGCUACUGCAAAGCAUUGCGGUAUAAAAUUUGUGUUCACUGUAUAAUGCGUGGCCUCAUAUUUGAUGACGACGCAGCGAAUUGUACCGUUUUUUUGUUACAUUCUGUAGGAGGAAAGGAAUUCUCUUUGCAUACACAACUGAAUUGUUCAACUGAGGUGAUGUUUCAAUGUAUCAUGUCUAUGGUGAAAGAAACUGCAGCUUUCGAAACAUCUCAUAUACGGAAAUCCACUCAGUGGUGUAUGUACAAAGAAAACUCCACACCUAUUGUUUAAACCACUGAACAAAUUUCCAGGCCCCAGUUGUUUAAAACAAGGUAAGUUCAGUCACACUCACUGGCAUUAUCACCAAUUAGACAUAAGGGUAAUGUCAAGUUGAAGCUAACACCAACUGAGUGACGAACCUUCUUGAACAACUAGGCCCUACCGAUACAUAUUAUAAUCAAGUUGUGUUUCGAUCAAAUUUCACUACACGUACAUGCAAUUCUGGGUUUCUUACCGUUGUGUCAAUCAUGUAUGUACAGUCAGCACCUGAUUUAUGUCUCUGAUAUACUGUCUUCCUUUAUAAACUUCUCUCUGGUUUUGUGACCGUCUCAAUUUUCAUAAACUUUCUUAACUCUUUCCCUGCCACAGCUAUUUUUAAUUAAUAUCCCCCAGUUUGCCACGAUUUCACUAUUUUUACCAGAUUUUCAAUAAUUUAAAAAAAACAACAAGAAGACAUAUAUCCUUGAAACCUGUUUGAUUUUCUUUGUUUCAGCUUACUCUUUCACCUACAAAUUAGUUGUACUGCUUUUUUCCAUGGUAGUCAUUGAAACAAUCACCUUUGCAGAGGGGUACUUUGCAGGUUUUGCUUCUAUCAGCAGGAAACAUGUGGUUUUUCCCGCCAGUUUCACUUGAUGAAGUAACGAAAUGCAUGCAUAGAAUGAGCAGACCAUCGUCUGCAUGGAAGCCUAACACAUCAAACCAUUUCCAGGUUCAGUACCGACAUGACCUCUGGUGUUAUGACGGAGAACUAAUAAUAUCGUUCUGGAACGAGUUUGGCAGGAAACGGGUGGGAAGUUGCAGUCGUUCUAGAACGAGUUUGGCAGGCAAAGAGUUAACUUCUAGCGUGCCAGAAUUAAAGAAACAAACAUCUGUUCCCUUUUUUUUCGCCCCAGAUGAACAGUAUUUGUUUUUUUGGCAUCCGAAUAAUUUCGACAUGCUCCCUCGACAAUAAAGACAGGUUUAGUUUUAAAUCUUGAGGCAAGAAGGUCAUGGUACAUGAAGGUAAUGUCAAAUAACUUCUCAGACUGGUGAACCAACCAGACGUUGCCUUGUACACUGUACCAUUUUAGGGUCGGAGACUUUGUAGAAUAGGAGUAGUGUUUUGCUGAUGUAAUUGGUUAAGGAUUACUGCCUCCCUUAUAAUGCAGAGAAGACCAAGAUAACUAAGAAUGUGGAAACAAUACUACAACACCUCAUCUAGCAUUAGGCACCAAAUUUUGACAUAGUGGGGUUUUACAUAAUGGCUGCUGUUUAAUGAUGACUAUGGCAGCUAUUGGCUGGGUGUUGCUUGAUUUCUGUCACAAAGUACAUGCUUCAAAUAGGGCUCAUUAGGCUUAUAAAUCGGGAAAAAUCUGGUGACCUGUUUGAAAUUUUAAUUCCUUUAUAUCUGAAGUUCCAAAUUCGAAGCUCCAAAUUCUUAGUCUUGAUCUGGUCGUGUUGAUAUUAUUGUAACCUGAAGUGAAUAUUUGAUUCUCUCUGUGCUGGAUUAUUGCAAGAUAUAUAUGUGAUACUGCUUUUCACUGGAUUCUUUUAACGGAGUGUUGAUAUUUGUCUCAUUUGGCAUGUUUGAAUGAGAAAUGUACAUGUGUUCCGGAUUAGAUUUUGUCUGUAUAUUGUACCAUAACCCACAUCUGAAAUGGUAGUUCUCAUAUCAAGAAGGAACCCUAACUGGUCUGGUGUCCAUCAUGAGUGGUUAGCCGCUGUAUCCUGCUGAUUUGGUCAUUACAGUCUCUAAUAGCAGCUUGGGCACCAAGAGUGAUGGGAUAGCUUUGUCCAGACUAUAACUUGUCCUUUGGGGAUCCUUGACUGACUGAUUACUACUUAUAGUGUACAAUACCUUUUUUGCCUCAUGUUUCCUGCUUUAAAACAAUCAAAGUUCCUGGUGAAGUUCCUAUUUCGGACCUUUCUAGUCAGUCUAUGUUAAAUUGAACUGCAACUCUAAGAACAAAAAAUACGGAGAAAUUACAUUUCAGUCAAGACAUGUUACAAAACUGGCAGAGAAUCAGUUAAUUAUUUCAGUUCAACAGCAAGAUUGAGAUCCGCAACGAAUUAUGUAUGAACAUGUCUUAAAUGUGAGCAUCAAAAUGCAUGUUAAAUUGGCUGUGAAUGCAUCAUAUUGAAGCUGGUUGUGUAUAUUAAGAGUCUGUGCAGAUGACGUUUAGGGUCACAGAAAAGUGUGCCAACUUGACUGUCGAAUUGUUGUCAAGUUAUAUUUUUGAUCCAUGUGGCACACUUGGUCAUUGUGGUGAAGUGCAUUGUGGUUUCGUGACGAUGACGUGGUCCAAACUUGGUACCAUUCCUUGUCCAAGUUAUCAUGGUGGAUUACCAAUCCAAAUGGACAUCUCUGCACAGGAUCUAGCAUCCAAACAAGUUGUGAAUAUCAGCCUUGCUGUCGAAAAUGGUGAUACUAUGUGUGCUGUCGGUAAAACUCCACAUCAAAGGGACAAUAUAGGCAGCAGCUAGGCAGGCAAGAUAAAGUUACACAUAUUCGCCAAUAGGGGUCUUUCACAUCUCACAGUACGUCGAGAUGAUUCACGCUUGUGCGAGGAAUACAUUUAUUGCUGAAUCUGACAUGACCCAGGGCCCAUACUGUGUAUAUUAGUCACCUGAAGAUGGCCAAAUUAGCCCCUCUGCUCCUGCCUAUAGCCCCCCUUUGAGGGCACCACAUCAACAGAGGAUGGAAAAAGAAAAAACAAUUACCCAUGUCACUGUCAAACAUAGGGUGGCCUGAUCAACGAGGCUGUACUUCUUAAUAUGUACAUGUAAUGCCUGUAAUUCAUAUCACUAGUUUUGCCUGAAGUAUAUCGUACUACGUUUAAAACGAUGUGUUGCACGUGUUUUUAAUUGCGGAGAUUUUCAUUUCCUCGCUGUCAUUUGUCUGUUGUAUUCUACUGUACAUGUACUUGCAACAACAGGUUGCUUUGUUGAAAAAAAAGAUUGGAUUUAAAUUGUAUUUUUUGUGAAAGGUCAUGCUUUCUAUUUGUGCACAAGACCCUCAUUUUGAAAGCCCUCCUGCUCCCCAACAUACAGUGGGCACGAAGUAAUUAUUCAAUAUUACCAUAUGAGGGAUGAAUGACAAGCCCCCAACCAGAGGUGUGUGAGAACUCUCUGUGUAUCAAUAAAAGCAUGGCCACUUCUUAAUCGCCCUUUCAUAUUCCACUUAAUACUACUGUAGUGCUAUGCUAGUCAGUGUUAAAACACUGCGCAAUAAACAUAGAUGAUUAUGGUA
This is a messenger RNA of Lineus longissimus, 7036 nucleotides long. Its product is annotated as cell death-inducing p53-target protein 1 homolog. The transcript is spliced from 6 exons. Gene Ontology annotation, molecular function: zinc ion binding. NCBI's taxonomy places the organism in Eukaryota, Metazoa, Nemertea, Pilidiophora, Heteronemertea, Lineidae. The coding region runs from base 121 to 714 and encodes 197 amino acids. The record is from RefSeq and is a predicted model, not a curated record.